AUGACAAGUCCUCAAACUGUUGGUGCAUGCUUGAACCCUUGCCUCCAAUUACAUGAGUUAUCACUAUCUCAAACAAGCACUCAAUACAUUUACAUCUGCCCAGGCUUUUGGCGUGCUCUAGGACAUUUGAUUUCUAAAAUUGGUUGGUUAAUUCAAAGUCUUAACAUUGACACGCCAAACUCUACUCGCCUGUUGCAAGAACCCGUAUUUAAAAAUUCCUUUGAAUAUUCCCAAAUUAUUGACAUUAAUUGGAAACAAAAAAGACAAAUUCUAAGUUUCUUGUUUUUAGCUGACGUCAAACAUUUUGGAAUAUUCGAAGAAUUCUUGAAUAUAAAAAUUCUUUUAAAAGGAAUAACUGAGGUUCAAAAUUGA
Echinococcus granulosus is the source of this 372-nucleotide messenger RNA. RefSeq lists its product as hypothetical. Lineage: Eukaryota; Metazoa; Platyhelminthes; Cestoda; Cyclophyllidea; Taeniidae. The record is from RefSeq and is a predicted model, not a curated record. The transcript is spliced from 4 exons. Bases 1 to 372 code for a protein of 123 amino acids.